Molecule: messenger RNA, 3257 nt
Organism: Danio rerio (zebrafish)
Lineage: Eukaryota; Metazoa; Chordata; Actinopteri; Cypriniformes; Danionidae
Source: RefSeq
AGAUAAAUUCUUGUAAAGCUCAUUUCAACCUUAUCAGACCAUCCCACCGAGACUAUAUAAUUUCACGAGCCCGACAGAAACUCCACAAAGCGUUGGCCACCCGAACUCUGAAACUCUGAUGCUCAGCUGGUCCAUUGAUACCCAAAUGUGAAUCUGCAUUGAUUUCCGAGACGUGCAAAUAUAUACAUGAUGGAUGUCCUGCUGGCUCUGAGAGACCUCCUUCAGCUGUCAACACGGAGUGUGUUGCUGUCGCUGAUGGUGUGUUUAAUGCUCAUGUUCCGGCGUCGGCAGCUGGUACCGGGUCCGUUCUCGUGGCCGGUCAUCGGCAACGCCGCUCAGCUCGGUAACACUCCUCACUUUUACUUCAGCCGAAUGGCUCAGAAAUACGGCGACGUGUUUCAGAUCAAACUGGGCAGCAGAAAUGUGGUGGUUCUAAACGGAGACGCGAUCAAAGAGGCGCUCGUUAAAAAAGCGACCGAUUUUGCAGGCAGACCCGACUUUGCUUCAUUCCGGUUCGUGUCUAACGGGAAAAGCAUGGCUUUCGGUAACUACACCCCUUGGUGGAAACUGCACCGGAAAGUCGCGCAGAGCACCGUCAGAAAUUUCUCCACAGCCAACAUCCAAACCAAGCAGACAUUCGAGAAGCACAUCGUAAGCGAGAUCGGAGAGCUCAUCCGUCUUUUUCUCAAUAAAUCCCGCGAGCAGCAGUUUUUCCAGCCGCACCGGUAUUUAGUGGUGUCGGUGGCGAACACGAUGAGCGCCGUGUGCUUUGGGAACCGGUACGCGUACGAUGACGCGGAGUUCCAGCAGGUGGUGGGCAGAAACGACCAGUUCACCAAAACAGUCGGAGCCGGGAGCAUGGUGGAUGUGAUGCCCUGGAUGCAGUACUUCCCAAACCCCAUUAGAACCCUCUUUGACCAGUUUAAAGAGCUUAACAAGGAGUUUUGCGCGUUCAUUGAAUUGAAAGUUUCGGAGCACCGAAAGACCAUUUCACCGAGCCACGUCCGUGAUAUGACUGAUGCCUUCAUCGUCGCUCUGGACAAGGGGCUGUCCGGGGGCUCGGGGGUCUCUCUGGAUAAGGAGUUUGUGCCACCGACCAUCUCAGAUAUUUUCGGGGCCAGUCAAGACACUCUGUCUACAGCUCUCCAGUGGAUCAUCCUGCUACUUGUCAGGUAUCCAGAAAUCCAGAAGCGUCUCCAGGAGGACGUGGACAGGGUAGUGGAUCGCAGUCGUCUUCCAACCAUCGCAGACCAGCCUCAUCUUCCAUACUUGAUGGCCUUCAUUUAUGAAGUCAUGCGAUUUACUUCAUUCACCCCUUUGACGAUUCCCCACAGCACGACCAAAGACACAUCCAUCAACGGUUACCCCAUUCCCAAAGACACAGUCAUUUUUGUCAACCAAUGGUCUUUGAAUCACGACCCAACAAAAUGGGAUCAACCUGAGGUGUUCAACCCACAGCGCUUUCUAGAUGAGGACGGAUCCCUCAACAAAGACCUGACCACCAACGUGCUCAUCUUCUCACUCGGCAAGCGAAGAUGCAUUGGAGAAGACGUGUCAAAAAUACAGCUUUUCCUCUUCACGUCUGUGCUGGUCCAUCAGUGUAGUUUUAAAGCUGAAAGCACUCCUAAUAUGGACUACGAAUACGGGCUUACACUCAAACCCAAACCUUUUAAAGUGUCUGUCACAGCUCGCGACAGCUCAGACCUGCUGGACAGCUUGGUAGGAACAUCUCAGACUCCAACAGAAAAGAGACAGAAAUGUGAUUGAAGUGAAAUCAACGCACAGGACUUUGCCAAAUGAAGGCGGCUAAGAAAACAAACACUGAAGAAUAUGUCACAUCUACUCGUAUCACUGUAUUUAUAAAUGUCAUGCUCAGGCAAAAACGUUUUCUAGCUCUGUUUGAGCUGCAGAAACAAAAACACACUCAUUCAUUACUGUAACUACGUGAUGCACUGAUUUUCGCUAUAUCACGGGAAGCAAAACUACAGAAAAGGACUUUGUGUGCUGGUUUACUUUACUCAGACGAAUACAAGCUUCAAUGUUUGACGUUAAUGAGUUCUGACAGAUUUACAUGCAUAGCGUUUAUUCAGUCAAGAAAUCUGUGGUUGUAUCCGAAAUGGCUCUCAUAAACCCUUAAAGAGUGCACCAUUUGUAUUGGUGUCCGAAACCAUAGUGGACGUUCUGUAGUGCACUCAAUCAAUCCCAGAAUGCACCUCAAUAGCAAAUCCACAACUGAUGGCCACACAGUAGCCGCGUUUCCACUGUCGGGCCAGUGCUAGCUAGGAAUUUUAUCGGUUAUCGGUUCAUUGCUUCUCAAAUCCAAUCCCAGUCUACUGUUCUAAUAACUGUAUAACUCAGUAUACAUUGGUUUAUUUCGAGUCAGAGGGGGGGUAUCGGGCAUGUUAAAAAGUAGUAGUUUGUGGAUAAGAGUGCUAACUGGAGAUGUGAACCAUUUCAAAUGAUUCAGUUUGAUUUGGUGAACUAGUUCUAUGCAUCUUCACUUAAAAGAUCCGGUUAAAAAGAUUCGUUCACAAUCAUGAUAACUAAUAUGGAAAUAAAACCAAUUAUUGGGCACAUAUGUGUUAAAGUAAUCAUUUUAAUUAUGAUUACAGACUCUGAGGUGUCGUACGGGUCAAACAGGGCAGCGCAAAGUAAACAGAUUUACUUCUAAAAAGGCAUGCAGUAAGAUUAUGUAUUAAACAUAUUUAUAAAGACGAAAACGAAGGACGUUUUUGCUAUAAUUUUAGUUAGUUUCAGUUAGUUUUGUAUGUACACUACAGUUUCAGUAAGUUCUAGUUUAAAAAAAAAUCAUUUUUAUUUUUAUUUCAGUUAAUGAAAAUGAUUUUUAAGUUUAGUCUUUUCAUUCGUUUUCGUUAACUAUAAUAACCUUGUUAUGUAGGGAAUGAGAAUAUAGGGGGUGAUUUCGGAUACAGCCUGUAUGUUACCAAAUAGCAAUUCUACAGUAGCUAGACGACACAUAUUUAGAGCGUUCACACUUGUGAUUUUUUCUUAUGGUCAUUUGGUUCAGACCAAAACCAAAAUGAUGCAUUUAACCCUCGUUCACACAGAACUGUUAGGACUGACACGAAAGUUACAAGUUUUUCUCAACCUGCUUGUUUGGAUUCAGUGAGGAGUUUAACAAGCCAAUGUGAAACACUGUUUGCAAUAAAUUCUUUGAAAGUGAUUUCAAUUAUAUUGCGAUCACUUGUUUUAUGUGCAGUUAUGAUUGUAGUUUACACUAACAUAAAAAAAAAAAA